Alternaria rosae is the source of this 1102-nucleotide messenger RNA. RefSeq lists its product as uncharacterized. Gene Ontology annotation, molecular function: protein binding. The transcript has 2 exons. Bases 1 to 795 code for a protein of 264 amino acids. NCBI's taxonomy places the organism in Eukaryota, Fungi, Ascomycota, Dothideomycetes, Pleosporales, Pleosporaceae. The record is from RefSeq and is a predicted model, not a curated record.
AUGACGCUGAGUUUCGAAGUAAAAAGAGGCAAGCUCCAAAGCCUAGACCAAGACCAAACUACCACCACGUGCAGUGAGCCAGCUUCCGCGGCUGCUCCUACCAUUGCAACUACGACCCCGAAAACUCUUCUAGAACCACACGAAAGUAGGCCUGGAGAUUCAACAGAGCUUCAGGCUUACGAUGUCAACGCGAAGGAUCGCAAGAACAAAGCGUCCAAGGCUGCUCAAGAUCCUAUCUUCGCCAUUGUUGAGGCAGGUGACACCAAAACUAGAUACCACGUUCAUCGCUGGCUACUCGUACAAAACUCUGAAUACUUCAAGAAGGCGCUGAGUGGUCUUUGGAAAGAGGCGCAGGAUGGUGUCGUCACAUUGGAAGACGUUGAGUGCAGCACGUGUGAGUGGACAACAUUUGGAGGUAUGCAUGACUUACUUGACGAGACGACAGUCAGCAUCUUCGUCGACUGGGUAUACACUCAGAGACUCCCCCAAACCGAACUAGAGUGGUGCAACGGAAAGCAUGAAGAUCAUCGAUUAAGGAUGAAAAGCAACGCACAACUUGUACGUACAAAAGCUUUCAUUCUUGAGGAUCAAAUUAUGUCUCCACUGUUCUACAGAACGGUUCGGGAUAGCUUGAUCGAACACAUUGUCGAGAGGGGUGCAUACUACGGGGCUUUGAUCCAUGCCUUUGCUCAUCUCCCCAAAGCUCACGCGAUCCUCGAUUUCUUCGUCGAGGUGCAAUGCCGGGGAUUUGAUGAUUCAUAUGACACGGCUGGAAAUGGCGAACUCGAACUUUGAGCCAUUCUUCCACACGAUUUCCUCGUGCGCGUCAUGUUCCGUUAUAGUCGCUCCGACGAGGAAGAGCUACCGUUGGACGACAUUGAUCGGUGUGAUUAUCACGGUCACGCGGAUGAAGAGGAGAAGAAGCAGUACCAGACAGAGGUAAAUAGAGACUGAAAAUAAGCCUUUGAGAAGUUCACAAGGGGAGAUUAAGUAUAGCUUCAAGGCCAGGCGCACAAUAUGCGUUACAUGUUCAAUACUAUGCUCGUAUUGGCAUACUCGGAUCCAGGAUAAUCUACAUAUCCACUUGCAUACACGCAAAAUA